Molecule: messenger RNA, 1739 nt
Organism: Pocillopora meandrina
Lineage: Eukaryota; Metazoa; Cnidaria; Anthozoa; Scleractinia; Pocilloporidae
Source: the annotation of a GenBank genome assembly
AUGAGCAAAUUAACCGAUCAUGAUGACUAUACCAUUAACGAAGCUAUCUUUCAAAGAAUUGACCUAUUUUGGGGGCCCUACUCCGUUGACAGAUUUGCUUGUUCCUAUAAUGCUUAGGUACCAAGAUUUAACACCAGAUUUUUUCAGACUGGCUGUGCUGCAGUAGAUGCAUUCUGCCAAGAUUGGAGGCACGAUAAUAAUUGAAUUUGUCCUCCAGUGUGCCUAUUAAUUAGAGUGGUAAAGGACAUGGAACUGUGUAAGGCGAGAAGGAACGGUUAUCCUUCCCUUGUGGAGGUCCUCUUGCUUCUGGACUGUAUUUUGUAGAGACGGUGUACACUGGAACAGUUUCGUAAUUGACUGGGUGUUUUUACCGAAGUUCCCAGGUCUCUUCAUCAAAGGGAAAGCCCGAAACUCGCUUUUCGGCUCCAGAACUUUGAUGUUAUAGUCCUUCGAAUCGAUUUUCGCCGCCCCAGAUCUCCCUGCGCUUACGCAGGCUCCUGUACGAAGUUCAGUAAAGACUGUGAUCGUUGUAAUUAGCCCCGCAAGCGUUUGUAUUUACCGCGGAAGUUUUUCUUCCGGGUGCAAAUGCGAUUUUGUUUCAGUCAAUCCCAGCGUAAUUCCUCUAAGUUCUUUGUACUUAGGUUAUGGGUUGUUUGACCCUUAAUCAAGCCCGAAGUGACUUAAGUCAUAGUAUUGCUCGUCAAUAUCGUGUUAUGACACGAGUUUGUGUCAAGAAUUUAUUCAGAAUUGUUUGAAAUUAAAGGAACCCAUUUGUGGUCCAUUUUGCAGAUUCCAGUUGUCUGUGUAUUCUCUGUUGGAGUUUGAUUAUUCCCAGUUAUUCUAUUUUUGUUUAUCUAUUUAUUUAGUUAUUUCUUGUAGGAUUGUACUUCUCACUUUACCUUAUUUAAUCUCUCGUUUAGAUAUUUUUCAUUCUGGAUUUUGGGAAUCCCGGGACGGACCCCUUGUCGACUUGCUUGAGGGACUGAAAGAUCGACUGAAGACGACUGUCUUCCAAAGCAAAUGGAACCGUUGUAGUAAACAACUGUGCUUUCCGCAGAUGGAAGCAGUUUGCAAACGAUAAGUUAAACGGGAAAGCCUUUCUCGCUAGCCCUUUUCAUGUGGCUUUGUAUUUACAACAUCUUAUAGAGAAAACCCACUCUCCUGGCGCGGUCGAUUCUGCUUUCUAUGACUUAAAAUGGGCCCAUGACCUGGCAGGAAUCCCCUCCCCAACUUAUGAUCCAAUUGUUGAAGCUGUGAGGACGGCAUCCAAAAGAGUUCUUGGUACAAGCGUCCUUAGACGUAAAGAACCUAUUUCGGCCACUUCAAUCCACGACGUUAUUAACAAAUCAGACCUAGACAAUCCUGUAGAGUUGCGUAAUGUUACCAUGUAUGUUUUAUCUUUUGCCGGUUUCUUUAGGUUUGACGAUGUGCCUAGAAUUAGAAGAAGUGAUAUUUCCUUUAAAAAAGGCUUAAUGGUUAUUAAGGUUUUGAAAAGCAAGAAUGACCAGCUCCGUAAAGGCGACGAAGUCGUUAUCUCACAAUUGUCUGGUUUUGCAUUCCCCGUUGAGUUGCUUAAGAGGUAUUUAGCUAUGUUUAAGGUACCCCCUGAUUCGAAAGACGUUAUUUUCAAGCCCAUUUCUAAAGGGAAGGGCUCUUGUAAGCUUGUUGCCCCCGAUAAGCCAAUUAGUUACUCUACUUUUAGAAGGCCUUUUCGCAAGGACCUGCAAAGCCUCGGAGUU